Messenger RNA from Pleurotus ostreatus (oyster mushroom), 642 nucleotides. RefSeq lists its product as uncharacterized. The coding region runs from base 1 to 642 and encodes 213 amino acids. The transcript is spliced from 5 exons. Lineage: Eukaryota; Fungi; Basidiomycota; Agaricomycetes; Agaricales; Pleurotaceae. Gene Ontology annotation, molecular function: RNA binding. The record is from RefSeq and is a predicted model, not a curated record.
AUGGCCGAUGUCGAAACAGCCCAGUUGUCCUCCACGAACCCAGCAGAUCUGGCUAUCGACGAUGGGGAGGAAGCAGAUUCCAAGGAAAUUAUGCUUAUGAAACAACGGGUGGAGGAGAUGGAGAUGGAGGCCAAGAAACUUAGAGAGCUCCAAGCUGCAGCAGAGCAGGCGAACAGCAUGGAAGGGGAAGACGGGUCGGCAAUGGAGACAGAGGAGGAAAAAGCGGCGGCUGAUGGGAGAAGUAUCUAUGUUGGAAAUGUCGACUACAGCGCGACGCCAGAAGAAAUUCAAGGGCACUUCCAAGCGUGCGGCACCAUCAAUCGAGUGACUAUCCUAUGCGAUAAGUUCACCGGCCACCCAAAAGGAUAUGCGUACGUAGAAUUCGCAGAACCCGAACACAUUGACGCAGCACUGGCUAUGGAUAACUCCUUAUUCCGAGGGAGAUUAAUCAAGGUCACACCGAAGCGAACUAAUAUACCGGGCUUCAAUCGAGGCCGUGGCCGUGGCGGAUAUCGCGGUGGGUACCGCGGAGGCUAUCGAGGGCACGGAGGCUUCAGUCCAUACGCGAGGGGUCGUGGCAGGUAUGCAAAUCAAUUCUUGGCCCUACCAUCUGGCAAACUGACAAACAAACCCUGCUAUUAG